AUGUCUGCUACUCUUUUCCGCAACAACCUCUCCCGCUCCGCCCUGCGCGCUGCCUCCUCUGCCGCCCCCAAGCGCGCUGGUCUCGCCGGCGCCAGCUUCGUCCGCGGCAAGGCUACCCUCCCUGACCUGGCCUACGACUAUGGUGCGCUCGAGCCCGCCGUCUCCGGCAAGAUCAUGGAGCUCCACCACAAGAACCACCACAACACCUAUGUGACUUCCUUCAACAACUUCUCCGAGCAGAUGGCCGAGGCCAAGGCCAAGGACGACAUCAAGCAGCAGAUCAACCUGCAGCCCCUGAUCAACUUCCACGGAGGUGGUCACAUCAACCACACCCUCUUCUGGGAGAACUUGGCUCCCAAGUCCCAGGGGGGUGGUGAGCCUCCCUCGGGUGCCCUGUCCAAGGCCAUCAACGAGGGCUACGGCAGCCUUGACGCCUUCAAGGAAAAGUUCAACACGGCUCUGGCCGGCAUCCAGGGUUCCGGUUGGGCCUGGCUGGUCCAGGACGUCCAGACCGGCAACAUUGGCAUCAAGACCUACCAGAACCAGGACCCCGUUGUUGGCCAGUUCCGUCCCAUCCUUGGUAUCGACGCUUGGGAGCACGCCUACUACCUCCAGUACCAGAACAGGAAGGCCGAGUACUUCAAGGCGAUCUGGGAAGUUGUCAACUGGAAGGCGGCUGAGAAGCGUCUCCAGUAAAUGGGUUUAGUAGUAAUUAAAGUGCCAAGUUAGCUGUAUGAUUGGUGGAACGGUUUGGCGAUGGUUCCAUGCGGAUGCGUUGUCCAUAAUUGACUGCGGAGCGCGCUCCAUGGGGCCGAGAUAGCAUAAUGAAGAGUGUUUCAGAGUCUCAUGAGGUUUUGUUUUCG
Aplosporella prunicola CBS 121167 is the source of this 863-nucleotide messenger RNA. RefSeq lists its product as uncharacterized. Gene Ontology annotation, biological process: superoxide metabolic process. Gene Ontology annotation, cellular component: mitochondrion. The record is from RefSeq and is a predicted model, not a curated record. NCBI's taxonomy places the organism in Eukaryota, Fungi, Ascomycota, Dothideomycetes, Botryosphaeriales, Aplosporellaceae. The transcript has 3 exons. Gene Ontology annotation, molecular function: metal ion binding; superoxide dismutase activity. The coding region runs from base 1 to 696 and encodes 231 amino acids.